This is a messenger RNA of Stegodyphus dumicola, 2080 nucleotides long. Its product is annotated as 2',5'-phosphodiesterase 12-like. Gene Ontology annotation, molecular function: 3'-5'-RNA exonuclease activity. The record is from RefSeq and is a predicted model, not a curated record. Gene Ontology annotation, cellular component: mitochondrion. Gene Ontology annotation, biological process: nuclear-transcribed mRNA catabolic process, deadenylation-dependent decay. Lineage: Eukaryota; Metazoa; Arthropoda; Arachnida; Araneae; Eresidae.
AUUACUGAGAGCAUGAGAUAUUUAUUUUGAACAUUAUAAAUAAACAAACGUAAAUUAAUAAUCGACUGAUAUUUACUGUCACUAUACAUCGGCAUACUCUUUACAUCUGAUUUAAAACAUUUAUUUGCAAAUUAGCGGUAUUCUAUUUGUGUGUGUUGAAAACAUGAUAUAAAUCUUUCUUGAAUUAAUAUAUAUAAAGAUUUUUUGUGUUUUCACUAUGCGUUAUACGUUUACUUUAUUUCGGAACAGUGCAUUCCGAUCACUAUUUCGACAAUAUAGUGUAGCUACAUCUAAUGGUUCUGCUGUUAAAGUUGUAAGCGUAAAAGAUGAUGAUUCGAUUAAAGUUACUUUUAAGUACUUAAACUUUUAUAACAUGAUUAUUAAAAGGCCAAAAGAUGAGGGUGUUCAAAUUGCUUUAUCUCAUAUAAAGGCUAAAACCGAAUUAAUACAUAAACGAGAAGAAAUUCUUCGAGGUAUAAAGAAUAAAUAUGCAAUGACAGCCCAAACCGUUGUAGAAACUUACGUCGAUGGAGAUACUGAAGUAUCUUUAAUAAAAAACAAUGAAGUGAUGGAUGAGAACAUUCCUAAUAUUGAAGCAUGGCCUCAGGCAUCUAUGCUUAAAAUUGGAAAUGAUUUGUACGAAAUUAAAUACAAUACACCUACAGUUGUGGAACUAAGUUUACCGCGUCAUAUUAUAGCAGGUUGUCCUAUUCGUCCUCAUUUUAUUCUGGAGUGUGCAUCUUUAGAUGAUUGUAAAUUUACAUGGUAUCGGUCUGUUGCAAAAGCUGAUGUGUCUAGAUAUGUUAACAGUGAAAGGAAGCACGAUAUUUUUAUAGACCAUGAUAAAUAUUGGUUGAAAGUAAAUGAAGGCUUUAUUUAUUUCACAAUGAAAGAUGACGUCGGAUGUUAUUUGAAAGUAGUAUGCACUCCAAAGCAGGGAGACCAAACUGGUCCUGAUUUUGCUGUUGAGAGCGAUUCAGUUGUUGAAGCUGGACCUGAUAUAUUUUCAUUUGAGGAACGACAUGUAUAUACAAAAACAUUAUCCACUAAAGAUAGUUUUCGAUGUGUAUCUUAUAAUGUUCUAGCCAAUGUGUAUGUUGAAAAACGAAACUUUCCAUAUUGUUCAGCGAAAGCAAGGAAUAUUCAUUAUAGAAAACAGUUACUAUUGAAAGAAAUUUUAGGCUAUAACAGUGAUAUAAUUUGCUUACAAGAAGUUCAGGAACGUAUCUUUGAACACGAUCUCAUAAAAGUUCUGAAAAUGGCAGGAUAUCAUGGCUUCUAUGCAAAGAAGGGAGGACGAAGAUUUGAAGGUUUAGCUACCUUCUAUCGCUCAUCUAAAUAUAAGGUUUUGGAUAAUUACAGAAUUUUAUUAAAUGAAGUUGUGAGAGAAAAAGAUAUAUUUCUGAAUUUGUUAUCAAAAGUUUCUGGCAAUUGCAAGACUAUGAGUACAUUAUUUGCCCAAGACACAGUACUUCAGGCUGUCCUUCUGCAAGACUUCAGCGGCCGCAAAAUUUUGGUAGCAAACACUCAUUUAUAUUCAAAUAAAGAUACACCUGAAGUUCGUCUCAUACAAGCAGCCUUCUGUCUAUGUUAUAUUGAACACAUUAUAAAGAUGAAGGAGGAUUCAUUGCCUGUUUUGUUUUGUGGUGAUUUCAACAGUUUACCAGAUUCUUCUGCUUAUGACUUCAUUACAUCAGGAAUCUUUGAAUGUUGCUCUAGUUGGAAGAGAGAUUCUGUUCCAGAUACAGACACAAUAUUAAGGCAUAAUUUACAUUUAAGUAGUGCCUGUGGAACACCAGAAUAUACAAAUUAUACAGAAGAAUUCUGUGGGUGCUUAGAUUACAUAUUUUACAGUAAAAAUAAUUUACAAGUUACUGAUAUAGUGCCUAUGCCUAGUCAUGAAAAAGUAACAGCUCAGAUUGGCUUGCCAAAUGAACAUUUCCCAUCUGAUCACAUAGCACUUGUUUGUACAUUAAAAUGGAAAACAUAAUUUUCAUAAAAUUGUAAAUAAUUUUUUUUAUAAAUGUAUGACCACAUUGUAUGAUAAAUAAAUAAGCAGUUGUAUUGCAGAAAACAUAAA